GGCAAUGCAGAGGCAGUGACGUCACUGGCCUGCUUCUCUCUCAGCUUCCAGCCCGCUGUUGCCGCACCACAACAGCCGUCGCUAGCUCCAGUGGUGACCGGGGGGCCGGCUCGUCUUGUCACCGAGUCCGUGACAUCCAAGAACCUUCCACGAGUGCGUCCGCAGCCCAAAUCGCCGCCGCUCCAGCUCGUUGGGUCAUGGCCAGGCCAGAACAGGUUCUGCUCUUGGAGCCUCAACACGAACUGAAAUUCCGAGGUCCAUUCUCUGACGUGGUCACCACCAAUCUCAAACUCGCCAACCCAACCGACCGGAAUGUGUGCUUCAAGGUAAAGACGACUGCACCACGCCGGUAUUGCGUACGGCCAAAUAGCGGAAUCAUCGAUGCAGGCACCUCCAUCAACGUCUCGGUCAUGCUGCAGCCUUUUGAUUACGACCCCAACGAGAAGAGCAAACACAAGUUUAUGGUUCAGUCCAUGCUCGCGCCCCCAGACAUGACCGACAUGGAAGGAGUGUGGAAGGAGGCGAAGCCGGAGGAGCUGAUGGACUCCAAGCUGAGGUGUGUUUUUGAGAUGCCAGUGGAGAACGAAAAAACACACGACAUUGAGUCCAACAAGAUGAUGUCGUCCAGCUUACUGAAGUCCGAUUCCUCCUCGCUGCCGCCCAAGUCACUGAGCUCCACCCUGGAUGACGGUGAGGUGAAGAAGAUCAUGGAAGAGUGCAAGAGGCUCCAGAUGGAGGCUCAAAGGCUACGGGAAGAGAACAAACAGAUCAGGGAGGAUGACGGUCUGCGGAUGAGGAAGAGCAACGUCAUGUCCUCCCAGCACUCCUCAGCCGGCCUGAAGAAAGACGAAGGCCUAAGCGCCCGCUCGGCCGCCCUCAUAAUCCUCUUCUUUUUGGUGGGCAUCAUCGUGGGCAAGUUGGUCUUGUAGAGCGCUGUCGUAGUUGGGUUUGGGAUAGGCGGGGGCAGCAGCAUGCUUUUUUUUUUUUUCCUCCUCCUUGAGGGAUGAAAUAAAACGCAGGGGACUUGCAGGAUUUAGGAUCAGAGAUGCCAUAUCUGCUAGGAAUGGGAAGAGGGGACGUUGUUGGGAGCGUGGCAUUUGGAUUGAGCCUCAUUUAUAGUUUGAAGAAAAGGAAAAAAAAGGUAAUGCCUAGGUGGAACAAACAAAAACAAAAAUGAUUCACCGUCUUCUGAACAAACUGUUGCAGGUCUUGCCUAAUCACCGCAUUCAAGUCAUUGUUGUCCCUUUUCACCAAAGUUCACGAGGGGUGUAGCAGAAAAUUUGCAUUUGGUGGUUUUUUUUUUCCUUUCAAUGGUCAGAGGAACAUAACCCUCACCUCCACUGUACAAUCUAUCCAAAUUGGAGCCUUCCACAUCAAAUCCUUUCAUGGGAGAGAUUUAGCUAAUCAUCCAGACAGGUGACACUCACUAAAAUCCACUUUGAUUGAAAAACAACCUCGAUCGGUGUGCAAGAAACCGUCCCUUUCAGUUUCACUUUUUCCUUUCACUACCUCCCCGCGUGCAGGGGGAUCUUCAUUGCAUGUCUUCACAGCCGAAUGUUGCAUCUUGAGUCUUGACUUUUUGGAAUCUAAUUUAAUUGCUUUUAUCUAUGGUAUUAUGUCAUUAUUUGUAGGUUUGCACAAUUCUGUUUUCGGAUCUUUUUAUUUCUUCUCAUUGGUGUGUCAUUUUUAUGAUUUUUUUUUCCUUCAUUUUGUUAGCGUUUUUAAAGCGCAGUAAAGAGUUAAUGCCGUUGCCUGGGAAAACCAGCUGCAGUUUUCGAGGGCGUCUGCUGAUAUUCACCAGGCCAACGCUUUGCUUCGUGAUCUGUUGGGGCAGCUUUGUUUUUCCCCCUGGCUGAUACGACGGUAAACGUAGAUGUAUGCACAGAACACACGCCUUGAAAUCUACACUCACAUGAAAGGUGCAUGCAGAAACGAGGGUCAUUUUGUUUCCGUGACAACAUUGACAACAAAAUCUUUGCAACUUUUCCUCAUCUUUUCCUAUUGAGCCAUACAUUUGUUAAGUGUGAUUGUCCGGACAAAUGUAUGUUAGCAAAUGGUGUCAUGUUGUCAGAUGCUUUUCACCAGAUUUUUUUCUUUUUUUUUUUUGUAUCGCCACUACAUGAGUUCCAUCGUGGUAGUUUGUUCACACACAUGCCAGUUUUGCUUGUCCACGUUUGAAGUUUAUUGCACUAAGGUGAAGAGUGUGAUCUUCUUGUAUCGCUAUAUUGAUGCAUCUAUAUAUACUUAUAGAGCUAAGAUCUUGAGGGACCACUUGUUGAGAACGCACUGUUCUGGAGCCAGUGAUUAUUUUUGACUUAAUAAAAUUGAUAAAUCACAUUCAAAAUGGUUUGAUCGCCCAAAUUUGCAUAAAACAAAUAAUUUUUAAAAAAAGAAUUUGCCUUAUGAGGAAUUUGAAAGGUGUGUGUUCCUCAAACGGUAUCUUGGCUUAAUGGUUCAUUUGAGGAUGACUUGCUGAGGGGAGGGCAGAACAGAACUGAAAUCAACCCAAUAAUUAGAAUGUCGGACCUGCAUCAUAUAGUAUUUGCAGAACAAUGUAUUUUUCACUGAAGCAUGGAAACAGCUGACACAAGAAAAAACGCAGACCAGAAUGUGAAUAAAUUAAAAAAAUGAUGAUAAUAAUAAAGGUGUACCACUACUAUCCUGCCAUGACACACCACCAUUUUGCAAAAAGGCUGAGCCACAUGAUGGCAAUUUAACGUGUAAAUACUUGUUGAUCCAGGCAAGACACUACAGUAACCAUCACCUGAAGCAGUCGAGCAACUGUUUUGUAUGUAUGUAAACAAAUAAGUCUAUCGGAGAAGAAGAUGAAUAUUCCUAGUCAAGUAGUCUCUGGUGUAUAAAAGCAAAAUUCCACCUGGUUGGACUAUGUAGCAUCUUAAUAAAUU
This is a messenger RNA of Hippocampus comes (tiger tail seahorse), 2906 nucleotides long. It is a transcript of the gene vapb, whose product is annotated as VAMP (vesicle-associated membrane protein)-associated protein B and C. NCBI's taxonomy places the organism in Eukaryota, Metazoa, Chordata, Actinopteri, Syngnathiformes, Syngnathidae. Gene Ontology annotation, biological process: endoplasmic reticulum membrane organization. Gene Ontology annotation, cellular component: endoplasmic reticulum membrane; plasma membrane. The transcript has 6 exons. The record is from RefSeq and is a predicted model, not a curated record. Bases 198 to 929 code for a protein of 243 amino acids. Gene Ontology annotation, molecular function: FFAT motif binding.